AAGUGGAAUCAAAACAAUCCAAAGUCGCUUAUGAUACCCGGCGCAUGACUAAUUCAAGGGCAAACACCCAGAACUUAUGGCAACCAGCGAUUCGACAAGCCAUUGAAAAUAGGACUGUACUGUAACACAUAUUCGUAUCAACAGCCUACCCCACGAGUAACCACCAGAACACCCCACGAUAGUCAUCAUGGCGGCCAGCAACCUCUCGACAUACUCCGAUUGCGUCUCCUCUCUCCGCACAUCCCUCAAAUUUCUCGAAUCAUCCGUUGAGACUCUUGAUAAUGGCGUAUCCGAUUUUCCCCGUCUAGUCAACGUCCUCAAGACCGUCCGCCACUACGAACUCAUCCCACAACCCACUCUCGCUGCAGCUGAAGCUUCAUUACGCGACGAAAUCGGACCAUAUAUCGCUCUUCUUCUCGCCCGCGCAGACUCCCAGAUCGAGCGUCAGGAGCGUCGCAUCGAAACACUCAAAGCCCGCGCAGAGCUUCAGCAGGGUCGUUUAUCCCGCCCAGAUGAUGACUACGACGAAUACGGUGGAAAGUCUAAGAAGCAGAGAACCGGAAGUCGUAAGUUAACUGCAGAGGAGAAGCUCCGCGCGCGAGCAGUUCGACAGCGCAAGGAGGCUCUGCGCUAUGGUGUCGAGAGAUUAGAGCUGGAGGUGUUGCAGAAGGAGAGGGAGCUCAGGAAGAGACUGGAAGGAUGAGAAGUGAACGAAUAAACGAGAAACGGAGAAACAACUGUACGAAGGCAGUUUGAAAUAUGGUCCCUCGAUGCAACGAAAUCUACAUUGCGACACAUCAUGCCCCCAGAGGCAAAGACAUGAAGUCGCAUCGAUCAAUGAGCAAGCCAGGUGGGAUCGGCACCGGACAUAUACUGGCUUCGUCAACAUAUCGAGCAAUGCCAAUCCUCCUCGGCGAAAAACGCGCGGAAACCAGUCAGAGGAUUACGUACUGAGUUCAUCUUGAACUCAGUAGGAACUCAAGGCAAGUGGUUACUUUAACUUGAACACGAUCCAAGCUCCAGAACGAAACUGCCACGCGUUCCUGAGCAAAACCUUAACACCACAUGCAUUGGUGUCAAUGGCUGUUGAAUGGUCCCGCCAGUUGCAGAUCCUAAAUUUAGACUCAGCCCA
This is a messenger RNA of Fusarium oxysporum Fo47, 1132 nucleotides long. Its product is annotated as DASH complex subunit Spc19. The transcript is spliced from 3 exons. NCBI's taxonomy places the organism in Eukaryota, Fungi, Ascomycota, Sordariomycetes, Hypocreales, Nectriaceae. Gene Ontology annotation, cellular component: spindle microtubule; DASH complex. Bases 188 to 703 code for a protein of 171 amino acids. The record is from RefSeq and is a predicted model, not a curated record. Gene Ontology annotation, biological process: attachment of spindle microtubules to kinetochore.